This is a messenger RNA of Setaria italica (foxtail millet), 1631 nucleotides long. Its product is annotated as ribosomal RNA small subunit methyltransferase I. NCBI's taxonomy places the organism in Eukaryota, Viridiplantae, Streptophyta, Magnoliopsida, Poales, Poaceae. The coding region runs from base 80 to 1090 and encodes 336 amino acids. Gene Ontology annotation, molecular function: methyltransferase activity. The record is from RefSeq and is a predicted model, not a curated record. The transcript is spliced from 10 exons.
CCUAGAGUUACGGCAAGGCAAAGGCAACUGCCACGGCGGCAGCUCCGCCUCCCUCUCGCUCCGCGCGCCGCCGCUUCCCAUGGCGUCGCUGCUCCGCCUGCAGGCCCUCGCUCCAACCCUAAAUGUCCCCCGCCGCCGUUGCUUCCUCUCCUCUUUCCGCCUCUCCUCCACGGCCACGACUCCGCUGGCGCGCCGCCUUUCCACCGCCGCCUCCACCAACUCACCGGAGCCGCCAGCCUCGGAAGCGGAUCUGGAGUCAGGUCUGUAUCUUGUGGCAACGCCAAUUGGUAACCUUGAAGAUAUCACCUUACGGGCACUGCGCGUCCUUAAAUGCGCUAAUGUGAUAUUAUCUGAAGACACAAGGCAUUCUGGAAAGCUGCUUCAGCAUUAUAACAUCAAAACACCACUUCUUAGCUUCCAUAAGUUCAAUGAGCGUGAGAGAGAGCCCAGUAUCUUAAGGAGGCUUCACGAAGGUGAAGUGGUUGCAUUGAUAAGUGAUGCUGGUACUCCAGGCAUUAGUGACCCCGGCAUGGAACUGGCAAGACUAUGUGCAGCUGAGAAAAUUCCUGUUGUUCCCAUUCCUGGGCCUUCUGCUGCAGUUGCUGCUCUUUCUGCGUCGGGUUUGCCAUCUAAUGAAUUCACAUUUGUUGGGUUUUUACCAAAGCAUGCUCGGUCAAGAAGAGAUAGGCUUGAGAUAUCUGCUCGUGAAGCUGCUACACAAAUAUUCUAUGUUCCUCCCCAUGGCAUUCAUCAAUUUCUUGUUGAUGCUGCUUCAUCUUUUGGCAAUUCAAGGUCAUGUGUUAUUGCAAGGGAGAUAACGAAAUUACAUGAAGAGUUCUGGCGUGGAACUCUAGGUGAAGCAAAUGAAGCCUUUGCUACUCGACAGCCGAAGGGAGAAAUCACAGUGCUCAUAGAGGGACAGUCCAUUUCAGUUGAUGACACUCCAUCAGAGGAUUUCCUUGAGCAUGAACUAAGAGAAUUGACAGCAAAGGGACAUACACUUUCAGCGGCGGUGAAAUUGGUCACUGAAGCUACAUCAGCAAAGAAGAAAGAUGUUUAUGCGCUUGCAUUGAGGUUGUUUGGAAAAUGAGUAAAAUGCAACUUUUGCUCUCAUCUUCUCAUCUGUAUUUCAGAAUGAGGGCACGGGAUAGACAAUGAGGUGGACAGGGACAGCAUUCUUCCUCUUAUCAAAGCCAGAGAUGGCGUUCACGCCACUCUGUCCUUCCAGAAGCCAUCUUUUAUCCUCAACACCGUAAAAGAGAGUCAUGAACUGUCAGACCCUGUGCAAGUGCAACGAACUCCUUGGUGCUUAGUCUGGCUUGCAUGCCACGUCUCUUGCAAAGAGUUGCAGAUUCACCACUGCUUGAAGCCUUGAAUGUAUCUUCACCAGCGCACUGUGCCAUAAACAUUGUGUGAUUGGUUGUAACUUGUAAGAACGAAGGGUCGCAUUCCAGAUUUCAUGCCAUGUGGCCAGCUAGCAUUAGGUUUCACUUUCCAUCUUUCUGCUGUGGUUCUCAGAUACAAAGUUAGCAUUCAAUUGGUUGUCCUCUACUGGUUGUGGACAUGGUGUGUUCUCUGGCUGAUGGUUCUCCUAGUGACCAACUCAACCAAUUGUUCAGGAGACGCUGUUA